GCUCUUCCGGUUAGCCUUCCGCUGCUUUAAAUCUAACUUGCUAACAGCCGCUCGGGCGACAGCGAUGUCUGUUCUCGGUUGAUCGUCGGCUUUAAACCGACUGCCGGUGUAACGGUUCCCCCGCUGAGCUCCAUGUCGCCGCGGGGUUGCUCCGCCGUCCUCCUCGGUGUAGUCUCGGUGUCGGGGCGAAGCUAAGCGGCUAGCCCGGGGUUUCCGCCUCCGAUCGCCCCGGCAGGACCGCUCUGUUUGUUCCGCGCAUUCUUCGACCUCCUAGCCGCUAAAACGGGCUCAUAAACCGGAACAACGGGACCCUGUCGCUCCAAACGGAAUUUUGUUUAAAAAAAAAUAAAUUAAAAACAAUUAGUUACACGUCUUUGAACAUGAGGACUUGAUCUGUGCUCAGCGUCAGCGGCUGGCGUUACCACCGCCGACGCCUCUUUUGUUUUGACUAAAAGCAGGAAGAGCGGCUGAAUUUCUUCAUUUUUAUUUAUUUAUUUAUUUUUAUUUAUUUUUCCGCUUCUCCCCACGUCAGGGGCGGGUAGGGUAGGGGGGGGGGACGCUUCUCCUUCAUGGCUCCCAACAAGCAGAGCUCCUCCUCGGCCGGAGGCCAACACCAUGUGGGUUUCGGUCCUGCGGCAAAAGCCAACGGCUCGUACCAGCCGCCCUCCGCCGCAGCCAGGAAGCCCAGCAUGCAGCUGAUCCAGGCCGACCACGAGUUGUUCCUGCAGGCCUUCGAGAAGCCGACGCAAAUCUACAGGUUCCUGCGCACGAGAAACCUGAUAGCCCCCAUCUUCCUGCACAGAACAUUAACUUAUAUGUCCCACAGAAACUCGAGGAGUAACGCCAAACGGAAAACCUCCAAGGUUGACAAUCUGUUGUUCAAAGUGGAGAAGAUGCGAGGCGAGCAGGAGACUCUGGGCUUGGCCUCUAAUCUGCAGCUCACCUUUACUGGUUUCUUUCAUAAAGCUGGAAAACCGUCUCAGGACAGUGAGAACGAGGAGAUCUCCGUUUCUCUGGAGGUCCUGCUGGUUAAAGUCUGCCACAAGAAGAGGAAGGACGUCAGCUGUCCGGUGAAACAGGUCCCAACAGGGAAGAAGCAGGUCCCUCUGAACCCGGACACCGGUGCCGGAGUCCAGGUCAAACUGGGCUCCCUCCCCACGCUGCAGGUCCCCAGCAGCGAGUUUGAGCCCAGCAACUCGCACAUGGUCAAGUCUUACUCUUUGCUCUUCAGAGUAUCGAGGCCCGGAUGCCCCAGAGGCCCGAUGAACGGGCUGACCAACGGAGAGAACCACCACAGCAGAGAUUUCUCCGACGAAUCCGUCAACAGGAAGAGGAGGAGCUCGUCUCUCAGGGAGGAGGGAGAAACCACGUUUGUGGCUCAGAUGACGGUCUUUGAUAAAAACAGGCGUCUGCAGCUGCUGGACGGGGAGUACGAGGUCUCCAUGCAGGAGAUGGAGGAGUGUCCCGUCGGGAAGAAGAGGGCGACCUGGGAGACCAUCCUGGAUGGGAAGCGUUUGCCUCCGUUUGAGAGUUUCUCUCAGGGUCCGACGCUGCAGUUCACCCUACGCUGGACCACCGAACCCUCGGAUUGCUCCACGGCCCCCGUGGCCAAACCUCUGGCCACACGCAACGCCGACACCAACCAGGACACCCGGCCGAGCGCACAGAGAGCCACGCACGCCCAGGCGGUCAAAGAGUCCGUCAGCGCCGACGUCCAAACCAGGAGAGAGCAGAUCUCAGCGGAGCCUCGACAGAAGCUGCGCAUCUUCUACCAGUUCCAGUACAACAACAACACGCGGCAGCAGACGGAGGCCCGAGACGACCUGCACUGCCCCUGGUGCACGCUGAACUGCAGGAAGCUGUACAGCCUGCUGAAGCACCUCAAGCUGUCGCACUCCCGCUUCGUCUUCAACUACGUGCCUCACCCCAAAGGAGCGAAGAUCGAGGUCUCCAUCAACGCCUGCUACGACGGCUCGUACGCCGGGAACCCGCAGGACAUCCACAACCAGCCCGGCUUCGCCUUCAGCAGGAACGGACCCGUCAAGAGGACCGCCGUCACCCGCGUCCUCGUCUGCAGACCCAGGAGGACCAAACCCAGCCUGUCGGAGUUUCUGGAGGAGGAGGACGACGACCAGGAGCGGCAGCGGGCGUACAUCAGCGGACACCACCGGCUGUACUUCCACAGCGACGGCUGCCUGCCGAUGAGGCCUCAGGAGAUGGAGGUGGACAGCGAGGACGAGAGGGACCCUGAUUGGCUCAAGGAGAAGACGGUGAAGCAAAUCGAGGAGUUCACCGACGUCAACGAGGGCGAGAAGGAGAUCAUGAAGCUGUGGAACCUCCACGUCAUGAAGCACGGGUUCAUCGCCGACAAUCAGAUGGAGUCGGCCUGCCUGCUGUUCGCCAAGCACAACGCCGCCGCCAUCUUGGAGCGCAACCUCGGCCGCAACUUCCUGUUGCACCUGAUCAGCAUGCACGACUUCAACCUGAUCAACACGCUGACCGUCAACAGCGCCAUGGCGCUCCUCCACAACGCCCUCCAGAGCCAGAGGGCGAAGAGGGACAAAGGCCAGGAGGAGGAGGAGGACGACGAAGAGGAGGAGGAGGACUGGGAGACGGCGGCGGAGUCCCAGCCGGAGCCCGAUCCGGACCUGGACGCCUCGGAGUUCAAGCCCUGCAGCGAGGAGAGCCAGACCUCGCAGGAGCAGCAGUAAGACGGGGAAAACCAAACGGCAGGUAGCAGAACCCUGAAGUGGACCCAAACGUACGAUGGCAGCUGCCAGCAGGGACGGGCGAGUCGUUUUCUGCCAUCAGGACCCGUUAAACCAAGAGUUAAUUUGACGUUCACGUUUUUUUUAGGGUUUUAACUCUGAGAUUCAAAGGUGCUACAUCUGCUAUCGAGCUUCAAUCAGAACCGACGACGUCCGGUUCGGUUUUCUCCUGGUGGUUCAUUUUCCAGAUUUCCACACACGCUUUUGUUUUUUAUUUUUAUUUUCCAGUCCUCGGUUCGGGGGAUCGAACCCGGAAGAGGAGCGGCUCUCAGGCUCGCUGAUGUCACAGCCACCUGCUCCACCGAGCAAACGUCCGUCAGCUUUUAAAAAAAUGUCGGGAACAAUAAAGUUUUUUUUUUUUUUUUUUGUCUUGCCGUACAUUUUAGCAAAGAGAAGCCCGGCUAGUUGAGCCUCAGCCACGUCUUUAAUUCUGGGCCUCGGGUUUAAUCCGUCACGUUUAAGGUUGUGCAAGAUGUCGUAACUCUGCUAACCGACUCUGUUUUUGCUUCUUUAAGGCAGAAAAGCAAAAAAAAACAAAAACAACAAAAAAAAUAAUAUAAACUGAUCCUGGAUAUCCUGAACCAGCAGAAACGGCAGCUUCCUGGUUUUAUCACUGGUGCUACAAAGUGUUUUACUCCUCAGAACUGACCUGUCGACUGUCUAACAGCGCCACCUACUGCCAGCUUUCAAACAUUUCCUCUUCUUCUUAAGAGCUUGACGUUUCCCCCCACCGAGGCAACCAGCGGUUUGUAGUUCGAAACCCGUUUUACUCGGUUUGCCUGUGGCUUCCUGCCGUAUCUAUGGUGGAAACGAGGUGCUUUUCCUGUCUGGGUGUUUGUAUAUAAAGCUGCGGGUUGAAAUGUUUACCUUUUUUUAUUUUAAAUUAGUUUGGGAACAAAAUGGAGCGUCAUGCAGCAGCUUUUGUUUUUAGUCACCGGACCAAAGGGGCUUCGCUCACUGCUUCUCUGCUCUUGUCUCACGGUUUGCUGGGGUUUUAUUAUUUCCCUUUUCUGAAAGGCUUGGCAUCCAGAACCACCUCCGCCUUCGGACGACCCGAUGAGCCCAGUCCGGACGCUGAUGCUGCCUUACGUUAACCGCUCCAUCCGAGCCCAUGUCUGCAGAACCAGCUCCCAGGCGAGGCUCCGCAGCAGCCGCCUGGCUCUCGGCUUUAAACAAGUCCGACUUUUUGUUGUUUUCUUGACUGGAUCGUUUUAUUUCUUCACAACACCAGCAGCAUUUUGCACAAGAUGGGAGGAGCCAUGUCAAAUAAUAAUGAUUUAAAAAAAUAAAUAAAAUUAAGACUGAUCUUAAAUAAUGCUGUAAAACAAAACAAACAAAAAAAAAAAAAAUCCAACAGGGUGAUGUAAAACUGUUGAGUCAGAAUUGUUUUCUAAUAAAGUAAUGAUGUGAAAAA
Messenger RNA from Fundulus heteroclitus (mummichog), 4182 nucleotides. RefSeq names its product polycomb protein suz12-B. The record is from RefSeq and is a predicted model, not a curated record. The transcript has 16 exons. Gene Ontology annotation, molecular function: chromatin DNA binding. NCBI's taxonomy places the organism in Eukaryota, Metazoa, Chordata, Actinopteri, Cyprinodontiformes, Fundulidae. Gene Ontology annotation, cellular component: nucleus; ESC/E(Z) complex. Bases 570 to 2711 code for a protein of 713 amino acids.